AGAGAGAGAGAGAGAGAGGACAAAGCAUUUUGAGAGAAGCAACCUAAAACAGAUAGGAAAACAGGGACAUGCCGUUUUCCAUUCUUCAAUCCUAAAAUGCAGUUAGGGUGUUCAUAUCCAUAUCCCACAAAACAGUUUUUGUUCCUUACGUGUUUCUUGGGGCCUUGAGAUAUGGGAGCAUGUUGUAGUAAGGAUGCCAAUUUCGGUGAAGGAGGUGUGGUGUUUGAGGAUUCCUUGGAAGAGAGGGAAUACGAUGGUGUUGAGGAGGAUGAUAAUGUCACCAUUGGAGAUUAUGGGGCCCGAAUGAGAUUGCAAGGAGCUUCCAAAUACGUUUCCAUGUAUUCCCAACAGGGAAAAAAAGGGGUUAAUCAGGAUGCCAUGACUGUUUGGGAGGAAUUUAUUGGUAAUAAAGGCAUGUUUUUCUGUGGAGUGUUUGACGGUCAUGGUCCCUACGGCCACAAGGUUGCUCGCCAUGUUCGUGAUACUUUACCCUCUAGGCUCUCCACCGCUAUCAAACUAUCACAGGUUAAUAACUUAAGAUAUGGUGAUGAUGCUGUCGAUGGAAACGAUAGUGAUGGAGCAGAUAAAAGUGAUGCUAGUAACAAAGAAUAUUAUAAUGAUGAUAGUAAGAGAACUAUACUCUUGUCUUCAUGGGAGGCCAGUUUUGUUAAAUGCUUCAAGGAUAUGGAUCAAGAACUAAGCCUUGAUGCUAGCAUAGAUAGUUUCUGCAGUGGUGCUACUGCUGUAACUGUAGUUAAACAGGGAAACCACUUGGUAAUAGCCAAUUUGGGCGACUCUCGUGCUAUUCUUUGCACUAGAGGCGGCAGAAACCAACUCGUUCCCAUCCAACUCACAGUUGAUUUGAAACCCAAUAUUGCAAGUGAAGCUGAAAGAAUUAAGAAUUUAAAUGGCAGAAUAUUUGCAUUGAAAGAAGAACCAGAUGUGUUUAGAAUAUGGAUGCCCGACGAAGAUUGUCCAGGUCUGGCGAUGGCCAGGGCCUUUGGAGAUUUCUGCCUGAAAGAUUAUGGCCUCAUCUCAAUUCCUGAAGUUUCUUAUAGAAGGCUUACAAAAAAUGAUGAAUUUGUGGUUCUUGCAACCGAUGGGAUAUGGGAUGUGCUAUCGAAUUUUGAUGUAAUUCGGAUAGUUGCCUCAGCAAGAAAGCGAUCAUUGGCUGCUAAAAUGGUAGUAAAAUACGCAGUUCGGGCAUGGAAAAAUAAAUAUCCAGGUUGCAGGGUAGACGACUGUGCAGUUGUAUGCUUGUUCCUGAAAAGUAGAACUGUGUUAGCAAGAUCCUUCUCUGAAAUGAGCAGGGUCAGUGCAAAUCACACAGAGCUUGCAGAAAACUAUUCAGAAGUGAGCCGGGCUAGCGUAAAUCGUUCAGAGAUUGCGGCAGUUCCUCAAAGACCUAAAGCAACUAAAAGUGUUCAAGGAGGCCAUGGCCAUGAAUCUAUACAUGCCAAGGCCAUCAUAGGCUCAAAGGAGAGCACUUCUCCUGAGUGAAUAACUAGGGUAAAUUCGUUUGUUAAGCUUCCUCCGCUUGGAAAUUCUUUGAGAGCGGAAAUCGUCCAAGGAUGAAGAUUGAUGAUGAUGAUCUUCCUGAAGAAUGAAAAAUCUUGGAAAGCUAACAGUGAGAUCUUACCAAAGAGAUUGUCAACUCAGGGAAUUUAUACAUCAUAUGUACAAAAUACAAAAGCCCAACUCUCAUCUUUGAUGUUUAUCCCUGAUUUGCUUGAAUUAAUUGUUCUCUGAAAUGCUAA
This is a messenger RNA of Hevea brasiliensis (rubber tree), 1757 nucleotides long. RefSeq names its product probable protein phosphatase 2C 65. Gene Ontology annotation, biological process: protein dephosphorylation. The coding region runs from base 172 to 1500 and encodes 442 amino acids. Lineage: Eukaryota; Viridiplantae; Streptophyta; Magnoliopsida; Malpighiales; Euphorbiaceae. The record is from RefSeq and is a predicted model, not a curated record. The transcript is spliced from 6 exons. Gene Ontology annotation, molecular function: protein serine/threonine phosphatase activity.